Vespula vulgaris is the source of this 13247-nucleotide messenger RNA. RefSeq lists its product as uncharacterized. The transcript has 21 exons. The record is from RefSeq and is a predicted model, not a curated record. Bases 3322 to 12015 code for a protein of 2897 amino acids. NCBI's taxonomy places the organism in Eukaryota, Metazoa, Arthropoda, Insecta, Hymenoptera, Vespidae.
AAAGAAAAGAAACGAAACACAAGAAAAAAAAAGAAAACAAAAGCUUUUGAGGAGAGAAGCUUUCUUGGCAAAAAGUAGUUUGUCUUUUUUUUUCUUUAUACUUUUGAGAAUCGUCAAAUUGUUCCUUCGUUGAAAUCCAUCGAUUCAAGCCGAAAAGCAUAAAGAGAUAUCUUUGACGAAAUUUUCAAGAUCGAUGGAAUGAUCGAUACGAUGAUCGAUACGAUGGAUCGAUAAGCUUGUUUAGUACGUAACAAAUGGCGAUACGUCUUGUCGUAUUAAAGCUGUUUAAAAUGCCAUCGAUGUUAUUUCUCUAUCUACGGCGCUUUAGAAUUUUAGGUUAUAAUAGUGAAAGCAAUAAAGUUUAAUGAUGAUAAAAGAGAUACGAAAUAAAAUGAGAAAAAAAAGAGAGGAAGUGUGAGAAACAGGAAGAGAGAAAGAGAGAGAAAGUGAAAGGGAAUCGGAGAAAAAGGGGAGGAAAUGAAAGUAUGUAUGUACAAAAAGGAAAGUGUGUAUGUGUAUAUAUUGUUAACGCGCAAGGAAUGAUGAGAAAAUUAGAAGCUAAUUUGUUUGUUCAGAUUGCAAUUUUGUAGGCAUGCAGGAAUGAUGUUUCUAAUUGGCAAUCAACAAAUUCAAUUAGAACAUACUCUAAGCCAUAUUCGUAUAAUUGAGAAAAUAGUUGCAUAAGCCAGUGUUUUUCAAACUUUUCUUUUAAUUAUGACUUUGUAAGAUUUAUAUUUUACAUAAAUAUAUUCAAUAUAUAUAUAUAUGAUAAAUAUUAUAUAGAAAUUAUAUACGACUAAGUUUAUUUUAAAAGUAUUAUGUUUUCAAAACAUAGUAAGUCUCAUAAUCUCUGUCAAGUAUUAUUUAGAAUUAAAAAAUUUAUAUUUAUUAAUGAUGUAUCUGGUAUAUUUAUUUUUUAAUAGUUUGGAAAACACUGACAUAUAAAGAGCCAAGUAUUUCUGGUUGCGCAAAAGCGAUUGCUAUAAAUGAAUUCUUGAGAGGUUUUAAAAGUGAUCGUAUAUCAUUAAAGCCGUCGACAAGUUAUCCUCAGAUAUAAUUAUUUCAUGUUUAAUCAUAGAUUGAAAACCAUAGAUCUGUUAGGCAUGAUAUUAUAAGACUACAAGUAAUUUAGUUUUUUUCCAGCACCGAUUGUCUUCGUUUUCAUUAGUCCACGAUCAAUUGUAAAUAAUAUGUACUGUGUAAAGCGUUAAAAUAUUCACUUCUUGGUUUAUGUUUAUUGUAGUUAAAAAACCACUGUAAACAUUUUAUGAUAUAUCAUAGUAAUGAACCUAGAGGUGCACAAUCUUAAAAACAAUUAAAUCAUUUGGAAAUGUCAAAGAAGAUGAAAGCAUCAAGGUUAUCUAAUGAUAAAAUAUUUAUUUAAUUAUAAUCUACAAUUAUAGAAUGCUGUUUGAAUCCUUUGAAGAAAACAAACUGAAUUUUUUCAAAGAAAAUCUCCAAUAAAGAUGAUCGAAAGUAUUUUCCAUAACACACAGAUAAUUCAUUUUUUAUCUAUUAUCUUUUAUACAUGCUUAUUUACACGUAUUUAGCAAUAAUUGAUAGAAUAAUUAGAACCUUUCUUAAAGCUGUGUAUCUCAAAAGAAUAUAUAAAUUUAUACUAUCAUACUUUAUAUAUAUAUAUAAUAUGUAUAUUAAGAAAAAAAAAAAAAAACAGAAUUAGGCUUCAUAAUAGUAAUAUUUCUUGAGCACUUGGUGCAUAGAUAAAAACAAAAUAAAUAAAUCGUGCACUUUUUCAGCAAAGCAAAAAAUAGAAUUCAAUAAUAAGAUGUUACACGCCAUAUUAUUAAAAUACUUAAUCGAUUAUCUAAAAGAUGGUGUACCUCUAUAUUCAUAAAUAAUCGAUCAAUCAAUCAAUCAAUCAAUCAUCACAGCUCUUGUGAAAUUGCUCCUGCUUUUUCGUUUUUGGCUCAUUAGAUUAUGCGAUUGCUGAUAUAAUAAAAGAUUCGUUUAGAUCGUGGGCAGGUAAACAAAAAUUUAAUCUUUCGAGAGAAAAAAUAUUCCUUUAAUAAUUUUUCUGCCAGAAUUCAAAUUAGAAAUGAACAAGAAGCGAAGCGCGUAUAUUAUCUUCGAAUAAUCGUGUCUUUGCGACUUUUUGGCGCUUUGACGCAAGAAUCGCGAUCUGUGAUAUUCUUAAGCAUUCCUUAUUAAACAAAUUCGACGGUCCGAUCGUCGUGCGGCGAGUUCAGGAAUGAAUUUCAACAAAAAAGAAAAAAAAAGAAAAUUAAUUCAAAAGAAAAAAUAUAUAUAUAAAUAGAAGACACAUUAGAAUUUCGAUCGUCUUUAAACAUACGUAGAACUCGUUUUCGUGCACGGGAUUCGGCCCACUUCAAACAUAACCUUCAAAUCGAAAGCAUGUUUUCGCAUUACUGAAACACCGUUGUAAAAAUAAAUGGCUGAUAACUCAUAAUGCAAAUAAAUAUGAUUUAUAUAUUAGUGUUUUACUCAAAAUAUCAUUCAAAGAAUCAUUGACGUACGAUGAUUUUUUAUAUUUUCGUAUAUAGUAUAAAUGUGACAUUUCUUUUUAUUAUUUAAAUUGUUUUAAUUAUAUAAAAGUUUAGUUGAAUAUUUAUGGGUUAAUUUAAUAUAAAUGAUAAUCUAAUAUUCUUACAUCGAUCAAUGUUCUAUUUUGUAAAAAAAAAAAAAAAAGAAAAAUCGUGAUAACAAAUAAUACAUGAAUUUAUUUGUUAAAAUAAUGAUUAAUGGUAUAAACAAUUACUUGAAUAUAAAUGUAGUUAAAGAAAAUCGUAUACAUAUAUACGCGUACGAAAGAUAAUAUAUUAUUAUUCGAAUCAUAUUAUUUUAAAUUUGGCGCUUUCUAGUUUUUAAAAAUAUCGUGAGUGAGAUCGAUACGUCGUCUAGGUACGCAUAUUAGAAACAUUCGAUUAAAAUUCAUAACGAUAUUAAGUUCGAUUAUCGAACGAGAUUCCCAAAAGAAUAUCUAUCACUACGAACUGUCCGAGACGAAAGCGAGUUUUUUUCUGAAGAAAAAUAAAAAAAAGAACGAUAAUCAAGAUUUAUAUCUUGGAAUAAUUUUCUUCGUUAAAAAAAAAAAGAAAAAAACAUUUUUUUAUAUAUACUCGACAUUUUUGUUAACAACAAUAGUGAGCAUCUACAAGUAUAAAAAUAGAUUUGGAUAAUUCAUCUUAACCUCUUAUAAUUCAAAAAAUUUUCUAAAGGAACACUCAUAUGUUCAAAAUUUCUUGGUUGAUAAUAAUAAAUCUCGACAGAAUUGUCGAGUUAACGUUUCAUUUUGGAAAUGAGUUCGAUAAUCGAUCGAAACGUACCACCUGAUAUUUUACAAUGCCACCUAGGCCAAUUCAAUGCUCGCUUAGGAUUAUCUGGAUAAUGACACAGGUGAUUGUUAAUUUAGUAAGUCCUUACACUACGUUGUUACAAUUUUGUACGUAUGGAUCAUCGAUCGAUGAUCAUCAAUUUCCAUAUUUACAUCCAUCCGAAAAUCCUGAUUGUCAAUUUCGAGUGUCUAAACGUGAAUUUUAUGAUCAAACGUAUCAAUAUCAACGAAGAUUUCCGAUUGAUCGAGAACCGUCGAUCGAGAUCAGAGCGAUUUUAGUUCGUUGUUCUGAACCAUCUGAGGAAAUACUCGAAGAACGUGCAGGAAUGAAUUAUAUUAAUAAAAAUGAAACGUUUUAUGAAAAUUUAGAGACGUCCUCAGAUCGUGAGCAAAUUCAAAAUUGUCGUCGAAAGUUGAUCAUAACGUUAAAAUUAAAUAAUGUUGGAAAGACUAGAACGGAAGAAGAAUAUAUAGUAGUCAGUCAUGCUUUAGAUCCGAUUACAAUGCAGAAGUCACGCUUACAGAAUCCUUAUGUUAUUAAAGUUCGCCAGGAGUCGGUAUUGCAGUUGUACGGCUUGAAAUUUGAAAGGAUUGUCAAUGCCGAAGCAAAGGAGCAGAUUAUUAACAAUCAACAUGUUAAUUAUACGGGAUGUAACGAUGGUAUAGAAAAUCCUACUUGUGGUCUUACAUAUGAAAAUGGGAAUCUUGUUCCUUUUAGUCAGGGGUUCUGUUGUUCGUGCCAUUCCGAAGUGAAUGCAUCGCGUCAGACAAUGCGAAAAUUGAACGAAUCAACUGGAAAUUUCUCUUCGAAGAUAGAGACGAAAGACAAAAAGAGAUCAAACAGAUCAAGCAACAGGUCGACGACGUUUCGUAAUGCAUACGAACAGUCUUUUAAUGAUUCCAAAUUAUCAGCUGUUGCACAAACAGAUAAAACUGAAAGAAUGAAGGAAGGUCAUUUGAUAUACAGUAGUAGAAGAUUGAAGCAGAAUAAUGUCGGUAAUAAUAUAUCGAAAGCCGAUAAUGAAGGAAACAACAUCAAUAAUGAAGAACUCAACGUCGGUAAGAAAGAUAUCAACGUCGAUAAAACAAAUAUCGUAGCAAAUAAUACAGAUAUCAAUGUCGAUAAUAUAGAUCUCUACGAAAAGAGCGAAGACAGAAAUAGGUCGGAGAAUAAAUUGAUAUUAAAAUCAGACUUGAUUAAAGACGAGAAUAUCGAAGACACGACAUCGGCGUUGAUAAGAACAAUUUUAUUUUCUCCAAAAAUGCAAACCAAAGGAAAAAUCGAGCCGUAUAUCGACAGCAUCAAAGAUCAAGCAAUAAGAGAGUCAAGAAAUUUAAACGACAGCGAUAACAAAGAGUCUAUUAAUUCGAAAAGCUUUGUCGACGAAUCGCGAAUUGUCUCGGAUGUUUUAAAUUCGAAAAAUUAUGAGAAUCGUAUCGACGACAUCAGCAAACGCGAACGUAAAAAUUUAGUGGACGAACUGACCGAAUUGGAGAAGGCAUACGAUGCUCUUAAGAAAAUGAGAAAAUAUAAAAGGAAAAAUCGUAGUACGAGAAAUGUAGAGUUGGCGCGAAAUAUAGAUAAAAAUUCGAAAAGAAAUGAAUUCGUUGACGAUAACAUUGAAAUGAAAACGAAUGGAUUCUCAGAUAAUCCGAAUAUAGAGAAUGCGAUGUAUAAGCGUACGAAUGGGAAAAGGACGAAGGAUUGUUUCGAUUUAAGAAAAAAUGACGAUGAAGUGAGAAAAAAGGAGAAGGAAGAUGAAGGGAAAUCAAAUUCCAGGAAGUCUACGUGUUUGCUUGCUUCUUCGAGAUUGAAGCAGUUUCCAAGACGAUCGUUUCGAACUUCCAAGAAGAUUUAUGAAGAUCAAUCGCGCGAUAUUGAAGUUCCGAGGAAAAUGAAAUUCACUGGGUACUUUACUACAGAGAAUGUUUCGAUUAGUAGUUUCGCUGAAACGACGACAACGAAAACGACAACGACGGCGACGACGAAGAGGUCGAUAUCGGACAAAUCAGAGACUAAUAACGUUUUCUCGGUCCUUUCAUCCAACUCAUCCAUUAACAAGUCUGGAAACUCUUCGUUUAAUUCUUACGAAAACUACGUGUUUGCACUUCUAACGAGCCUCUUGACAACUGACGAGGAUAUAUCGAUUAAUCCGAAUAAAAACAUUAAUGUGAUAAGUUAUAGCUUUGACAAGAAUCCAACGAUCGUUAAUAAACAAUAUAAUAGUUCCAACAGCAGAGGAAAUAUUACAACGGAGGAUCGGAAUAAAUUAUUUAUAUACGCGCAGAAACAUAGUAACAUCACGAUACUGAUCGACAGAUAUAAGAGAUCUCCAAAGCGUUACGAAAGAUCUACGAAAAGUUUGGGAAGUAAAUCAAAGGAAAAACGAGAAGGAAUUUGUCGAAAGAGAAAUAAUUUCCACGCGAGAAAUAAUUUUCUAUCGAAGAAAUCUUUCGAGACCAUGAACGAAAAGAAUUUGAUAAAAAUACCUGCUAAUCCGCCUGAAAAUAAAAAUAAUACACGAAGUAUACAAAUAUUUUUGGACGAAUCGUUCAAUGAUGUCAAUGAUAAAUAUAUCAAUUCUACUGUAGAUUUCAAUUCCACGGACAAUCCAUUUUUAAAGAAGAAUAAUGCACAUGGAAAUCACAUCGAUAAAAUUAUCGAAGAGAAAUUUGAUAAAAUAAAGGAACUCUUGAAAGAGGAGGUUUCGGAGGAAUCAAAAUACAUGUCUAUCGAAACGUUGAAAAACGAAAUUAGAGAUAAUGAUAUCAGUGAAAAUAAUGAUGAUAGCAACGAUAUAAUGAUGAAAUCGAACGUUACCGGAGAUAUUAACGAAAAGAAAUGUAAAAAUGAUGUUAUGAAAAAAAUCGUAAUCGUUAAUAUCCCGUUGGUAAACUUUGUAGAUACUAAUGUUCAGAACUUUAAAGACAAUAGACCUUCCUUAAACAAAGUAAUACGUUCAAAUAAAUCCUCUUUCUCGUUGAAUCCGGUAAAUGGAGUGGAGAAGUCCAUGGAGAGAGCUCAAGAAUCCAGAUAUCGUACAAACGUUCAACCGAGUGCCUGGAAAGCGAGGCAAAUCUCUGAUCUGAUUAUAAGUCGUUCUCGUUUAAAUAGUACGACCGUUGGUAAUCCAAGAAGAAAUGUUGUCUCUUAUCUCGAUCUAGACGAUGCUAAGAUCGCUUUAAAGAAGAUAAAUUCGUCAGGUGACAGAAACUCUGCGUUAAUUUAUCAAACCGGCGAUAACGGUAAAAUUUUUACCAAUGAACAAAAUAUCAUUCGUGGUCUCAAUCGAAAGAAUUUAAUAUAUGAUAACAAUAAACUACUAAAUAAAAAUGUUAAGAACGAUCGUAGAAGUACGAACGAGGUAAUAUUCUACGAUUAUAAUUUUGACGACGAGGAUGAUGGCGAUGAUGUUAAUGAGGAAUAUUCGCACGAUCGAGGACGAUCCAUCAGACGAUUAUUGUCGAUCGAUGAUUCGAAUAAUAAUAAUUAUAAUUCACCUAUCGUUAAUUCUUCCUUAGAAUAUGACGAACCCCAGAAUUUUGAAUACGAAGAUUAUAAUUAUCAACAAACCAAUCCAGCCAAUGAAGAAGAUCAUAAUAAUCCUUUGAACGAAAUGUUCGAUCUAGAUAGUGUUACUUCCAAACAUAAGAUUUCUAUGAACGAUAAAUUACACGAAAAUAUGAACGGCGAUACGAGUAUUUUGAAUGCUGACAAAUAUAUUAAACACAUGGCUAAGUUGAUCGCUAAUCGUAGUAAUUUACGUUCUAAACUGAAUAAACAUAAAACAUUCAACGACGAAUUAAAAAUUGUUAAGAAAGAUGUCAGCGACGAUCCGAUUUAUUCAAAACGUGAUUACAAUUUUAACUUUGAUUCUGGAAGAUCGAACGACGUUAGAAAAAUACGAACGAAUUAUGAUUUUAAUUUGGAAGACGUAAACGACGGAUUGAACUUAAAUCCAAAUCCAAACGAUCAGAUAUCUCCAUUGGACAAUACUGGUCAAAUGUAUCAACCAGAAAAUGAUUUGAAAUACAACAAUCAAUUUCGAUCAAAACAGUCGAGACAGUCUAUAGAAUCUUUAGAUAAUGAUUCGAUCAAUCCAAGACAAGUAGACUAUGAUGUUAAUGAUCAAAAAAAUGAGGACAUUGAUAUUUCUGUUAAUGGUAAUAUUCACGUUGAAGGUGGUAUUAAUGGCCGUCCGAUAUCAAUUGCAUUCGUUGCUGUACCCGACGUGGAAUCAGACCUGGAUACGAUUAACAACGACAGUUACUUCAACGAACAACAAUCUAGUUUGACCGAUGUUAAUGAUCGAAACGAUUCACCGUUCAGUAUUGAAUCUGUGAUAUCUAAGAACAACGAUAAAUAUUUAAUCGUUAGCGACAACGAACAAAAUAAUAACGAUGUAUUUUCUCCAUCAAAGAAUAAUUUUUAUGACGAUAGUUACAAACUUGAAAAACUUCAUAACGAUCAGGGAAAGCCCGAUCAAAAACUUUUUAUAUUCGAUCCAAAAAAUGCAAUUUUCAAUGAAAAUCCAAUAUCGUCGAUCGACGAAGAAAACGAUAAUUAUUCGGAUUAUUCGGAUGAUAAUUCUGAACUUUCGAAGAACAAUUUAGCUAGGGAGAAAAAGGAGGCAGAUAGUUUUCAAAUAGAUGACGAUUCAUUUUACGACGACAAAUUAACGAACGGCAAUAUAACAUUUUUCAGAAUAGUACCAGAGAAACCUUGUUUAUCGUCGCCCUUGAAAAAUAACUUCUCUAAUAAUUCAAGUAGUAAUUCUUACGAUUCAAAUUUGUAUAUUCCAUUCUUUAGUAUCUCUGAUCUGAAUCCAUCGGAUACCACUCGUAAGGAGAGUAAAACUGCAGCUAAUAUUGAUUUGACAACCUCAAUAAUAUUUACAUUAGUCAUCGAUACUACUACGCCGGAAUCCACUGAAAAACCGCAAGAUGAAAAAGAAUGUCCGCUCGAGACUACAAAAAUUUCCAAGAUCACUGAAUCCGAAACUUCGUCUAAAGGACCACCAAUUCAAGUGUUAAUAACGGAUUUGCCUGCUAACUUACCCAAACAAAUUACUAAAUCGACCGAAACGAUUGAAAAGACUUUAAAUCAGACGACGACAUCGACAACAACGACGACGACAACGACGACGACGACGACGACGACGACGACGACGACGACAACAACAACAACAACAAUGACAACAGUAGCUGUACCACCACCACCACCAUCACCACCACCAUCACCACCACCAUCACCACCGACAACGACGCCGGCGGCCAUCGUUGAGGAUACUUGUUUCCGAACGAAAGUUACUCUUAAAGAAAUGAAAGUUAAUGAGACUACUUCUACGAAUGUUCCAGUAACUGUUCAUUCAACUACUACAACGACCAUUACGAAGUUGGAAGCAUUACUUCGGUCGAGUGAUAUGGCCUCAUCAAAAUUGAAAAAUGAGAUCAACAACUCCCAGAUGCGUUUCAAACAUCUCAUCCGCCCAGAAGAUACAUCCUAUGGAUCGAAUUUAACAGAUUUUAAAACGAAAUGCGACGAUGUCGACGAGGAAAAAGACGUCACUCUUGGUCCAGAUACACGGAAAUCAAUAAUACCGGCUUUGUUAUCAUCGGCGAAUGGCACUGUUGGAAACUCAACUUCUCCACUCGUCGAAUCGAGAUCUGCUAUAAAAGAAAAGAAAACAAGGAGGGAUACUCUUCAGGAUUCCACCUCGAAAUUACUCUCUUCGAUAAAGGCGAAUUCUAAAGGACCGUAUUAUAAAACUUCCUUCAACUCGGAUAUGAAGGAACAACAGCAACGGAACUAUGAAUCAUCUAAAAGUUCUGUUAAACGAUCGCUUUUAAGAGGUCACGAGAAUAACGACAAAUCUUUUCUAUUUUACCCUCACCAGAACCAGCCACAACAUUUUUCUGAAUUGCUAUUGAAAAGAUAUGUACCCAAUGAUACAGGUUCUGUACUUUCAUUAAAUAAGAGACAAAAAGAAAGAGAUAAAAAAAAGAAGAGAAAGAUCAAUAGUCAAAAUUCAAGCAAUGCAAAGUUUCCUAGACAAGCAUUAAAAUCAAAAAUGUCGAUAGAAACUCCGACAAUCGUGAAAAGGGAAAUGAAAAAGAAAAAGAGUCGUGUCAAGUCCAAUAACAAAGCUAAUUUAGAAUCCCUGUUUAAAGGCCAUGGAUCCAAAGACUCUAAAUCAGUAUCGAAGAAGAAAAAGCACGAUACUCGAGAUUCAAAUAAUUCGGAAUCUCUUAGAAAUGUAAUAGAACCGAACACAUCGAUGGAAAAAGAAUCGUUAAAUUCGGAAAAUGGAAUAGGAACAGAGGCUAGUCACGUCAAAUGUACCGACAAAGAUAGUUUUCUAGAUCUCCAUAAACGAAAGGUUGGAAAACGUAUGAAAAAGAAGAUGGAUGACGACGAAGACAUAAAGAAACUUACUGGUAUACGAAGGAAGAAAAAGAAGAAGAAAAAGAAGAGAAAGAAAGCGAAGAGUCAGGAAAAUAUGUUUGACAUACCGGAGGUCAAAACUAAAUGGAAAUUGAUAAAAAGAAAUUUAUUGAGUAUUUCAAACAUAAAAAGAAAUAAGGGAAUCGAUCAGUCUGAGGCCUUGAAAUUGGUAAAAAGAAAUUUGUUGACCAUUCCAAAAAUAAAAAUAAAAAUGGGAAUAGAUGAGUCUAAGAUUUUGGGAGUGGCAAAAAAGAAUUUGUCGAGUAUUUCGAAAAGAAAAAAAAGAAUGGUGAUAAAUGAAUCUAAGGUUUUGAGAUUGGCAAAGAGGAAUUUGUUGAGUAUUCAAGAAAAUAUGGAAAUGGAUGAAUCAAAGGCCUUGAAAACGAAGGGAGAAAUGAAUAAAGAAUCGAAAUCGACUUUGGUAAGACAGAGGCAAUCUAAAACAGAUGGUAAACAAGUUCGUGGUGGACAGGAUUGUUCGAAUCGCGAUCAGUCGUUGGACGUUGACGAAUCGAAAUACUCUGAAUCUGCCCACUGCCUUCGCUUCAGUGAUCUGUGGUAUUCUGUUUAUCGCUUGGAUGAACCGAUAUUAGACCAAGCAGUGUCUCUUCAAUUGUAUGAAAAACGAAGUUUACCUGAUGGUACUACUCGAUGGGAAGAUUUAACUCGUUCCAUGAUUAGAUUAGAUAAUUUUGCAAGACGUUACAGAAGCAAUGACGAUACUCUUGCGUUUACUUAUCGUGCUACAAAAAAAGUAUCGAAACAGUUUCCUGCUACUUUGGACGUUAGAAAGGAUCGAUUGCUGAUACCAUCUUCUGUUUCUACUGGAAAAGAUUUCAAAAUCAGCCAAUCUAAAGAUGCAUUUGAAGAAUAUCUGAUUGUAAGAGCUAGCGAAAUCAGCAAGGAUGGAAACGAAUGCGACAAAGUUGGCGUGGGAUUUAAAGCAUUCGUUGAACAACCGGAUCGUUGUGGACGUCUUGAAGGAACCUGUUUGAAAAAUCAACCUUUAUCUUAUUGGAAACAUGACAGGGAAGCACGGGAAGCUGGGCGAGCUGGUUGUUACUUCUUGAGCAAUUUCGCGUCUGUGCCGAGAGAGGCCAUCAAGUACAACGUGAGCGGAAGCGGAAGCGGCGAGUUCCUUGCUCUGGAGUACCAUUCCCCGCACGUGUCUGCGAUCGACAUUGAAGUCAGGAACGACUACAAUAGCGUCGCCAGUGCAGGGCCGUUUGGACGUAUAACUCAUAUAUACGUGGACAGUACAUCUUUAAUACACACGAUCGUAAUGAUCGUGAUACGGAACGUGGGAUCAACACCAUCGAUUUAUCGUCCUAGAAUCGUUAACUGUCCUCAAGGACUUCCGGCAUCUUGGUCGAACGUGAAAGGCCUUGUGCAGAUAAUUUUACCACGACAAAAUAGAAGAAUAGUCUUUGAUCUCUACGGCGAACUUCCUUUCAAUGAAUUCGAAUGUACCGUGGAGCUGUUAGAUCGUCUUGGGAAAACUGUGGCUACGAGAAGAAUGAAAGUACGAAGAAUGGAUCGUUGCUUCUGCGUUUGGCACUGUCUCUGCGCUUGCGUUGCUGUAGCCGAUGGCUGUCGACCGAUGUCAACGACGCAUUAUCACGCAGCUGGAUUUCAGUCUCCUGUACCGAACGUCCCAAUGAGAUCUUCUUCCUUCGAUGGAAGUUUCUUCGACAUUAUAUUCUUACUUCUCUCUAUACUGGCACUUUUUCUUUUCAUGGGUGUAUCAAAGUGGAUCAUAGGAAUCUACAUUCCUGAGGUUAGUCGAUGGGGAUUGGAUACUUUGCUUAGAACUACCAAAAUGAGCGAGUAUUUCGAAGAUGAUUUAAAAUGCAGAUGUAUCGUUACCGAUGAGUCAGGUUUUCCAGUUCAUCCAGAUACAGGAAAUAGAUCGAUCAGAAUUUGUAGCAGAAAAACAGAGUUUCUCUUAAAUGUUAUAUUCUUCUUAGUUUAUCCAGUUGCAGUUAGUUGGCAUCAUAUACAAAAAUUCAUUAGUAAGGAAAGUGGAAGUUAUAGCUCGGAUGAAUCGAAAACAUGCCUGACAAGCGAUAAAGAUGAGUAUGAGAACCUAGUAACUGUGUGCACGUACGGCGACAGCAAAAAUUCUAAAAUGGAAGCGGAUGAUACGAAUUAUGUCAUGAACGAGCUAAAGAAAUCUCAAGAAUCUUUACAAGAAUAUAAUAGAUAUAAAAGAUAUCGUUGCUGUAUGGAAGGAAGGGAUAGAAAUAGAAAUGAUUAAGAUCUAUACCAAUCGAUCGAUGAAUCAUUAUCGUGAUCACUAUAGUGAUUUGAUACAACCAAAUGAAUUAUUAUUAACGAUGAUUGAUCGACCAGAGAAGGAGAGAGAAUUCUUGAUCGAUGAAGAUCUUCUUCCCAUCUCCAUUCCUGCCACAUCCCCUCCCCUCCCACCGCUACCUUCUCUUCAACCCACCUGUUCCCCCACCCCCCUCCCCUUCACCGUUCACUCUCAUCUUAGAAGAUUUCAUCUUUAUUAAAGAAAUGUAUAUAGACUAUAAGCAAAGCAUAAAACACUUAUAAAGUUUAACAUCGAAACUUUGCUUCGAUACUCGUUAGAAAAAGUUGCAUAUCUCUCGGAGGUAGCGUUUUCCUUCUGAAUUUUCGAAACGAGCUCAGAGAGAACUACAAAGUUUCUGCCUCUCUUAGUAACGAACGAAGAAAAUGCACGACGAAAUCUUCUCGUAACUGGAGUUAAACCGAAUUUUGUUUGUCCGGAUAGUCGGUAAUUCAUUCUCUAUUUACAUUCGGAAUAUUUAAAUGUUUUACAAAUUUAUUUGUAUACGUUAUUAUUAUAAAAUGAUUUUUAAUAUAAUGCAUAUACAUAUUGUACUUGUUAAAUCGAUCUUAUCUGAUAAAUGAAAUUGGGAUGAUUUAAAAGUACGUAGAAAGAUAAUGUAUGUAAUUAGAUUUUUAGGAUUUUAGUGAACAGAAAUAGAUGAAAUUGUAGAUCAUUAAAAUAUGAUUCAUAUAUAUAUGUAUGGGGCUAGUAUAUGUGUAGGAUAGUAGUAUAUAUACUAUAUGCGCUAUAUUAUAUAGACAGUAGAUAAAGAUGAAAGAAGGAGAAUAACACAGAUGUAUAUCAUAUGUACUAUAUCGUAUAUACUGUAUACAUACAUGUAUUAGCCCUUUCGAAUCUAGUUUUUCAACAAUAAUAACUUUUAUUAUUAUAACAAGAAAAUUUAGUUAUUUAUCAAGCGUAUAUAUCCAAAUUUACUUUACAUAAAAUUCAUAUCACUCAAAAGUUUAAAAGAAAAUACAAUACAAAGUAAUAAAUUUUCAGUUUCACAGUUAAAAGUACAGUCACAUAUCGAGAAGAUCUCGUUCGUAUUCUGCAAGUGACAUUUGUAAAUUAUGAACGUUAUCAAAAAAAAGUGCAAUCUGGUUGUACAUAUAUACGUACAUAUUAUAUAUAUAUAUACACACGACGAAAGAAAGAAAGAAAGAAAGAAUGAA